UCUCUCUCUCUCUCUCUCUCUCUCUCUCACAUUCACAAUCGGAACGAUCUUUUCCGUCGCCGUCGCCGCCGCUUCUUUUUGUGUACACAAUGUCGUGCUUCAAAUCCAAAUUCGCCGAUGAGCUCAUCGCCAAUGCCGCUUACAUCGGUACUCCAGGGAAAGGUAUUCUCGCGGCAGAUGAAUCCACAGGGACAAUCGGAAAACGUUUCGCAAGCAUCAACGUGGAGAACGUUGAAUCAAACAGACGUGCUCUCCGUGAACUCUUGUUCACCACUCCCGGAGCUCUCCAAUACAUCAGUGGUAUCAUCCUCUUCGAGGAAACACUCUACCAGAAAACAGCUUCAGGGAAACCAUUUGUUGAUGUAAUGAAAGAAGCUGGAGUGCUUCCAGGUAUCAAAGUCGACAAAGGAACCGUCGAGAUCGCUGGUACAGACGGCGAAACCACAACCAUUGGCCUCGACGGACUCGGAGACCGUUGCAAGAAAUACUACGAAGCCGGUGCACGUUUCGCCAAGUGGCGUGCCGUUCUCAAAAUCGGAGCCAACGAGCCUUCCGAGUUAUCCAUCCACGAGAACGCUUACGGUCUAGCGAGAUACGCAGUCAUUUGCCAAGAGAACGGUCUCGUCCCCAUUGUCGAACCAGAGAUCCUUGUCGACGGAUCUCACGAUAUUGAGAAAUGUGCUUACGUCACAGAACGAGUCCUCGCAGCUUGUUACAAGGCUCUUAAUGAUCACCAUGUGAUCUUAGAAGGAACACUCUUAAAACCGAACAUGGUAACUCCAGGCUCCGACUGUAGCUCCAGGGCUAAACCAGAGGUGAUCGCAGAGCAUACAGUCCGUGCUUUACAACGGACUGUCCCUGCCGCGGUUCCAGCCGUUGUGUUCUUGUCUGGAGGACAGAGUGAGGAAGAAGCAACUGUGAACUUAAACGCCAUUAAUCAGCUCAAAGGUAAGAAACCAUGGAGCUUGACGUUUUCGUAUGGACGUGCGCUUCAGCAGAGUACGCUCAAGGCUUGGGGAGGUAAAGAGGAGAAUGUUGAAAAGGCUCAAAACGCGUUCUUGGCUCGAGCCAAGGCGAACUCUGAGGCAACGAUUGGUGCCUACAAGGGUGAUGCUCAGCUCGGUGAAGGUGCUUCCGAGAGCCUUCACGUCAAAGACUACAAAUACUAAAAGGUCUCCUUGGUUAUUUCCAUAUAUUUUUGCUGAUUUGGUUAUUUAUGUGGAUAUCGGUGUAAUUAUUUGUUUUUUGUUUUUUUAUUGGGGGUAUGUGAUAUUAGCCUGGGAUAUAAGUUCGUUUUUCUUUUCUCAUGGGGAAAUUUUGUUGUAAUAAUGAGUAAUCUUUGUAAAGUUAAUUAUUUUUAAAAAUUGUAUAAGUUACAUCUACUAAAUAUAAUUAUGGU
Messenger RNA from Eutrema salsugineum, 1399 nucleotides. Its product is annotated as fructose-bisphosphate aldolase 4, cytosolic. Gene Ontology annotation, cellular component: cytosol. The record is from RefSeq and is a predicted model, not a curated record. NCBI's taxonomy places the organism in Eukaryota, Viridiplantae, Streptophyta, Magnoliopsida, Brassicales, Brassicaceae. Gene Ontology annotation, molecular function: fructose-bisphosphate aldolase activity. Bases 90 to 1169 code for a protein of 359 amino acids. The transcript is spliced from 3 exons. Gene Ontology annotation, biological process: glycolytic process; fructose 1,6-bisphosphate metabolic process.